Molecule: messenger RNA, 6070 nt
Organism: Macroventuria anomochaeta
Lineage: Eukaryota; Fungi; Ascomycota; Dothideomycetes; Pleosporales; Didymellaceae
Product: glycosyltransferase family 2 protein
Exons: 7
Coding region: 271-5802 (1843 amino acids)
Cellular component (GO): cell septum; cell periphery
Molecular function (GO): chitin synthase activity; FAD binding
Source: RefSeq, a predicted model, not a curated record
GUAAACAGCUCGAAACAGCACGCGGGUGUUUUGCAUCCCACGGCUUGAAGUGGGUUCCCGCAGCUCCGAGAUGUGCUGCCGCACCUGCUGGGCGGAGAAGCGAUAUGACGUCUAAGAUGUAUAUCACGAGCCCGUCCUGGGUGGUUACUCUCGAACUGGCUGUUGACGUGUCGACCGCUAUUUUCGCUCUGUUUCUUAGUUUGAUAGUAGUUGCGGGGUGGCUUUUCGGACCAUAGGUAUCCUCCAUUCAGUGAGAGAUAAACCGCAAACAUGGCAGUAACUGAGUCUUCGGAGUCGAAGUGCGAUGUUCUCAUCAUUGGCGCCGGGCCAGCUGGCAUGAUGAUGGCAGCAUGGAUGGCUCGUAUGGGCAUCAAUGCCCGCAUCGUCGACAAACGCAGCACCAAAAUCUACGCUGGACAAGCUGACGGUCUACAACUCCGGUCGCUUGAGAUUUUCGACAGCUUUGGGUUUGCCGACCGCGCCUGGAAGGAAGCAAACCACAUGAUCGAGAUGUGCAUGUGGAACCCUGGCGAAGACGGGGUGUUGAGGAGAAGCGACCGUGUUCCUGACGUACCAGCUGGUCUGUCGAGAUUCACGCAGAUUGUGCUACAUCAAGGGCGCAUCGAGCGCUUCUUCCUUGAUCACAUCAAGAAGCACUCCAAAGAUACGCUACGAGUCGAAAGAGCUGUGCUACCGGACUCGUUGGAGAUUGACGAGGAAAGGUGCGAUGACCACUCAACGGACAACUACCCCAUCAAGGUGCAGUUGAGACAUCUCACGGAUGAGGAGGCUGCGCCGGCCCAAGCGAAUGGGCAAACCGUUAGUGACGGGCUAUUCAGGAGUAAUUUGGUAGACGACGACACCGACGACUUGAUCAGGAAGGGAAGGGAGAAUAAGGGCAGCACGGAGACCGUAAGAGCGAAGUAUAUGGUGGGAUGCGAUGGAGCACAUAGCUGGACGAGAAGACAGCUAGGAUUCCAGCUCGAGGGUGAACCGACGGACUUCGUUUGGGGUGUUCUAGACAUCGUACCCAUCACCGACUUCCCCGACAUUCGCAAUCGAUGUGCCGUCCAUAGUGCAUCUUCUGGGUCGCUGAUGGUCAUUCCUCGCGAAGAGAAGCUGGUUCGACUGUACAUCCAGCUUACUGAUAUCAAGCCGGACGCCUCAGGUCGUGCUGAUCGGUCGAAGAUCACGCCUGAAACUAUCAUCAAAGCUGCGCAGAAGAUCGUUGCGCCGUACUCACUGACCUAUGAGUAUUGCGACUGGUUCACUGCGUACCAGAUUGGCCAGCGAGUCGGUACGAACUUCGACUACCAAAGCCGCGUGUUUCUAACUGGUGAUGCGGUGCAUACCCACUCACCGAAGGCUGGACAAGGUAUGAAUGUCAGCAUGCAGGACUCAUUCAACCUGGGAUGGAAGCUAGGGCUGGUCGUCAAAGGCAUCGCUCAGCCCUCGAUCCUGAAGACCUACCAGUCCGAGCGACGCAGAAUCGCACGAGACCUCAUUGACUUCGACCACAAGUUUUCGCGGUUGUUCUCAGGCCGCCCGGCAAAGGAUGUCAUGGACGAAGCGGGCGUGAGCAUGGAGGACUUCAAGCAAGCAUUCCUCAACGGAAACAUGUUCGCGUCCGGUCUCUCCGUCGACUACGGCACGAGCAUGCUCGUCGCUAAGCUAGGCAGCUCCGCUGAUCAAGGCGACGGCACAGAUGUAUCAAGCGCACAUCAUCGAAAGGUCGUGGGCAGGCAGGAGCUCGCGACUAACGUCAAGCUCGGCAUGCGAUUCCCAAGCUACAAGGUCUUGAACCAGUCUGAUGCACGGCCAUGGGAGUUCCAGGAGAAGCUGAGAAGCGAUGGACGAUUCCGCAUUAUCGUAUUCGCCGGAAAUAUGGUCAACCCACAACAGCAGGCUCGCCUGAAGGUGUUCUGUCAGCACCUCACUUCGUCUGCUCUCCUUGCGCCGCACGUUCACAAGAGCAUCGCCCUCCUGACAUGCCACGCUUCCAAGCGCACUGAGGUUGAGCUCCUGCGCGACUUCCCAGACGUGCUGCAUCCCUUCGACAGCAAGAUGGGAUGGGACUACGACUCGGUGUAUGUGGACGACGUCAGCUACCACGAGGGUUUUGGCGAUGCCUACAAAAACUACGGCGUAGACAAGGAGACUGGGUGCGUCGUGGUGACAAGACCGGAUCACCUGGCAACGCGAGAGCCCAAUGGCAACUGGCACCCGAAGUUUCAGACGUGUACACCAGCAGUAGCACUGCAGCGGACUGGUUGCACGGCGACUAGUGGAUCUGCUGCGGAGGUCCAGAUUGGGGAGCUCAACAAUGCGCUUGUUGACAAACGUGGAGGACAGCUACCAGUGAGUGUCUUUGUUGUGUGUCGUGGUUUCACUUUCACUUUCACUUUCGCAUUCGCUUUCACUUUCACUUUCACUUUCACUUUCACUUUCACUUUGACUGUCAUUCCUGUACAAUCCGUCGUUUCGUACCCGAGAUUGACGUCUCCCUGCACGCUCAGAAGACGCUCGUUCGACGACGCUUCAGAUUUCAUGUCGGGCGCGAACAGCACCACGGCAGCGCUGGGCGAGAAGAUGACGCCGUCGGAAGUGGGCAAGACGAAGACGGCCGAGGCCGACAUUGUCGAUUUCCUGCGCGAGGCCGGCGAUGCGCUGAAGGCGUCGCCGUCGCAUGCCCCGCCGUCGCAGUCCAUGCCGCGGCGGAAGACGCUCAAGUCGCGCCUGAGCGACUCCAUCUACGCGUCCAAGCCGAAGCUCGAGCCGUAUGACCAUGGCUUACCAAUGCAACCUCUCCGCAGACCAACAGAGCCCGCCCCGCGCGCAUACCACCCGACCGCCUCGUCCGUGUCGGGCCUCUCGCGGACGCAGUCAGUGCUGGACACGGCGCCCAACAUGCCUCCGCCCGCCGACGGCUCGUCGCCCCCGUACCAGCCAUACCGCAGGCCACUGUCGGCCGACCGCCCCUACUCGCCCACGCGCACCUCCUUCGACUAUGCCCGACCGCCCGCAUCGACACAGUACGAGCCGGAGACACUAGACGGCAGCCCGCGACCAGGGAGUCCGACGCGACCCGGCAGUCCUAGGCGGCCACUGCCUCCCCAGCCACUCUUCGCUGGUGGCGCCCGACCCGUGACCCGCGACGCAGAGAGAGGCGGAGACAUGGGCGACAUGACCGCGAUACCCAUCGACGACGACCCUUUCGGCGACGACCCUUUCGACGACGAUAAGACGUACGACCGCCGUCCCGACUUCGAAUCGCGGGGCUCCUACAUGUCCGACGACACAUACACCGACGGCUACACGAACAUAGACGACAAGGACGAGCACUAUGGGCCUGCUCCCACCGGUGCGAUGCCGCGGCGAGGCGCACGAGACGCCGUCAUGACGAAGAAGGAGGUCCGACUGAUCAACGGCGAGCUGAUCCUGGAGUGUAAGAUCCCCACCAUCUUAUACAGCUUCCUCCCACGGAGAGACGACGUCGAGUUCACCCACAUGCGCUACACAGCCGUUACCUGCGAUCCAGAUGACUAUGUUGACCGCGGAUACAAGCUGCGCCAGAACCUCGGAAACCCGCGUGAGACGGAGCUCUUCAUCUGUGUCACCAUGUACAACGAGAACGAAAUCGACUUUACACGCACAAUGCACGGUGUCAUGCAGAACAUCAGCCACUUCUGCUCGCGCAUGAAGUCACGGACUUGGGGGAAAGACGGCUGGCAGAAGAUUGUCGUAUGCAUUAUCUCCGACGGACGAAGCAAAGUACACCCUCGUACGCUGGAUGCCAUCGCAGCCAUGGGAUGCUUCCAGGAGGGUAUUGCGAAGAACCACGUCAACCAGCGCGAAGUCACAGCGCACGUCUACGAAUACACAACACAGGUCUCGCUCGACUCGGACCUGAAGUUCAAGGGUGCUGAGAAGGGCAUCGUGCCGUGCCAGAUGAUCUUCUGCUUAAAGGAAGCCAACUCGAAGAAGCUGAACUCGCAUCGAUGGUUCUUCAAUGCUUUCGGUCGUGCCUUGAACCCGAACAUCUGCAUCCUCCUCGACGUUGGAACGAAGCCCGGGCCCAAAGCGCUGUACCACCUCUGGAAGGCGUUCGACACCGACUCUUCCGUUGCCGGAGCCGCGGGCGAGAUCAAAGCUGGCAAGGGCAAGGCCUGGCUCGGUCUUCUCAACCCGCUUGUCGCGUCGCAGAACUUUGAGUACAAGAUGUCCAACAUCCUCGACAAGCCGCUGGAGUCGGUCUUCGGCUACAUCACCGUGUUGCCUGGUGCGCUGUCAGCGUACCGAUACCAUGCGCUACAGAACGACCACACAGGUCAUGGUCCGCUGAGCCAGUACUUCAAGGGAGAGACGCUGCACGGUCAGGAUGCGGAUGUGUUUACUGCGAACAUGUACCUUGCUGAAGAUCGUAUCCUGUGUUGGGAGUUGGUGGCGAAGCGUAGUGAACAGUGGGUCUUGAAGUAUGUCAAGGCUGCGACUGGUGAGACUGAUGUGCCUGACUCGGUGCCUGAGUUCAUCUCACAACGUCGACGUUGGCUCAACGGUGCCUUCUUCGCAGCCGUCUACUCACUGCUCCACUUCAAGCAAGUCUGGUCGACCGACCACACCCUCUGGCGCAAGAUCCUCCUCCACAUCGAAUUCGUCUACCAGUUCGUGCAACUUAUGUUUACGUUCUUCUCGCUUGCAAACUUCUAUCUCACCUUCUACUUUGUCGCCGGUUCGCUCGCUGACCCAGAGAUGGAUCCCUUUGGCCACAGCAUCGGCAAAGUCAUCUUCUACAUCCUCCGCUACACCUGCACGCUACUCAUCUGCAUGCAGUUCAUCCUCUCCAUGGGUAAUCGUCCCCAAGGCGCGAAGAAGAUGUUUCUCUGGAGCAUGAUCGGCUACGGUCUCAUCAUGGCGUACACAACCUUCGCCUCCAUCUACAUCGUCGUCUAUCAGCUCAAAAACACCGACGCCCCCAAAACAAUCGGAAACAACACCUUCACCAACCUCAUCAUCUCCACAGCAACAACAAUCGGCCUGUACUUCCUCAUGUCCUUCAUGUACCUCGAUCCCUGGCACAUGUUCACCUCGUCCGCGCAGUACUUUGCUCUGCUACCGAGUUACAUCGCGACACUACAGGUCUACGCCUUCUGCAACACGCACGACAUUACUUGGGGCACCAAGGGCGACAACGUGGCCAAAACCGAUCUGGGUGACGCAAAAGCCAAAGCAGGGAACGUCGUCGAGCUGGAAAUGCCCUCGGAGCAGCUCGACAUCGAUUCGGGUUACGACGAAGCCCUGCGCAACCUGCGCGACCGCGUCGAAGUCCCUGAGAAACCCAUGAGCGAGAGUCAGCAACAAGAAGAUUAUUAUCGCGCGGUGAGGACGUAUAUGGUCGUCAUCUGGCUCAUCAGCAACGCCAUCCUCGCCAUGGCCGUCUCCGAAGCGUACGGCAAUAAGAAAGUCACGAAUAACUUCUACCUGACCUUCAUCCUGUGGAGCGUCGCCGCGCUCGCAUUUUUCCGCGCCGUUGGCUCCACUUCCUUCCUCAUCAUCAACAGCAUUCAUACGGCGAUGGAGACAAAACUCAAGUGGGAGGACAAAAUUGAGGAUAAGAAGGGGGGCACGACGGGGCUUGGGGGUGGCAUUAAGAGUAAGAGGAAGGGCAAGUGGUGGAAGUUUGGGUUCGGAGGGAGUUAUGGCGGGAGUGUGGUUAGUAGUGCGUGGUUCAGCAAGUCUUCUAUCUCCAGCAAGCUCAGUAGCAUUUCGCCGAGUAACUGGGGUGGGAGCUCGGUCGGGCGGUAGAUGUAGCGCAUGGAAGCGAGGCCGAAGGAGUUCUCGACUCGAGGCUUGGUUGGGAAAUGAUGCGGAAACGGUUGUUGUGUAAGCAGUCAAGAGAAGGAAGAAGGUUACGAAUUCACGAAAAGUAAGUAAUGUUGGGUUUUUGGCGUUUUGAGCAAGCGUUGGACAUUACUUAGAUACCUUACCUGUGCACGUCUCGUCAUGUAGCAACAGUGAGCGGCAUUGGAGAUACGAAUAGAGCUUGUAUACUGGGGAUGAGAUGUAUAUAACG